This is a messenger RNA of Thamnophis elegans (Western terrestrial garter snake), 1122 nucleotides long. RefSeq names its product membrane-spanning 4-domains subfamily A member 15-like. Gene Ontology annotation, biological process: cell surface receptor signaling pathway. The record is from RefSeq and is a predicted model, not a curated record. Lineage: Eukaryota; Metazoa; Chordata; Lepidosauria; Squamata; Natricidae. Gene Ontology annotation, cellular component: plasma membrane.
UUAAAGAGCUAGGUGUGCGUGUGUGAGAGACAGACGGGGAGGCUGUGAUCGCAAUGCGCGUCCUUUUGUUUUUAUUUCUGGCGACUCGUGCAAAGGUUGUGGAAAUCUCCGAGGGGUUGAAAACGAGUCCCACCAAGCGCGGGACUUGGUUACUUUGGGAGAAGGAGAGAAGCGAAAGAGAUGAACAAGCAAAAGGUUCCUGGCCCCAAACUGUUAUAUGUUGCAAGAGUUAAAGGGGCAAGAAAGAUGUUUUUUCUGGAGUCCUCGAUCAAGGUAACUUAGCUGUGGCAUCACUUCCAGCAAGAAUGGCCAGUGGAACUACAGUUUUCAUCCCCUCUAAUGGAGCCAACAUAAUUCAAAUGGCUCCUGGAUUGUCCAGUGUUGCUCUUCAGACAUCUGGAGCAACUCCAUAUCCCCAGUAUGGAGCUCAGCAAAUUCCCACCAAUGCUCCACAAGUCCCACAAAAGAGUCCUUUGGAGAGAUUCCUCAAGGCUGAGCCCAAAGUACUUGGGGCUGUCCAAAUAUUGAUUGGGUUGAUCCACAUCAGCUUUGAGGCUAUCUGGGUUUCUUCACGUUAUCGUGACUCCAUCCCCAUCUUUUCUCGGGUUGCAGGUUACCCCUUUUGGGGGGAUAUUUGUAAGUAUUUUCUUUCUUCUGGAUCCCUUUGUGUAUCAGCUGCCAACCGCCAAAAUCAUGGUUUGGUGAAAAUCAGUGCAGGAAUGAACAUCACAAGUGCUAUAAUCUCAUUAAUUGGUAUCUUCCUGUACAUAGGCGAUCUGCUAAUGUAUUCUGAGAGUUAUCGCAGUCAAUAUGCCACUGACCGUUUAUUCAGUGUUAGUUGUGGCUUCUCUAUUGUGCUGCUCUUGUUCAGUAUGCUGGAAUUUUGCAUCACUGUUUCCCUGGCUCACUUUGGGUGCCAGGCAGCUUGCUGUAUUGAUGGCCAGCCAUCGGUGCUUUUUAUGCCUUACCAAGUCAUCGGAGGUAGAGCAGUCACAGCUGAACCAAAUCCUCCUACUCCACUACCGACUUAUGAUAACAUGGAUACCAAAUCUCAGUAAAACAAGAGGAAAUAUGAGAAUUGUUGGCAAAAGCGGUUUCGGGAGCAAUGCAUUUCAUACUACU